AUGAAAACUCAGAAAAUCAGAAUAGGUCUCUUCUUUAUUUUACAAAUCUUAAAAUAUUUGUAUGCUGGAUAAAAUUAAGAUUGUGGAGGUUUUUUAACUAGCACUGGAAGUUUUAAUCUUAAUUUUAGUUAAUGCCUAUUUAAUUAUAUUAACCCUGCAUUACAAUCUGAUAUAGACAGCCUUAAAAAUUACUUCUUAGACACUAAUUGCUUAAAUUCAAGUUUAUUUCCCUAAGAUCAAACAAGUUACUUAUCAGGGAAUAGUUGUACUUUAGAUAAUCAAAUAAUAAUAAAAUAUACUUCUUAAAACCCGGCUACAAAGAUAUAUUCUAUUGGGUUUUCAUUUAAAUUUAAGGCAAUAAUUCCUUAUUAGCCAACUACUUUAUAUUCCAUUAUUGAAAUAAAUAAUAUGUAAUAUAAUAGUUUGUCUACCCAAUAGACUGUUAAUUCAGAUAAUUAUUACACUUCUUUACAUUUCUUGUUUUAAGAUAAGUAAAAUGUAGAUAGUAUAACUAUUAAAUUGACUCCAUUGAAUGUUAACCUUGGGUAAACAUAUCAAAUUUAUUUUACUGAAAUAAAUUUAGCUGUACAAUUUUGUCAAAUAAAUUGUGACAAAUGUGAUUAUAAUUAAAUAUGCUUAUAAUGUUCUUCUGGGUUUUAUUAUUAGCAAGCUAUUAACUAGUGUGUAAGUUCUUGUAAUAGUAAUUAAUUUGUAAAUUAAUAGCAAUAAUGUUAACUAUGCGAUAAUAACUGUGCAAGUUGUGAUGGUCCUAGCUCUAAUAAUUGCUUAUCCUGUAAUCCUGGCUCAUAUAUUGAUACAAUCUAAAAAAUUUGCACUUGUCAUUCAACAUGUAAAACUUGUGAUGGUCUUAGCUCUAACAAUUGCUUAUCCUGUUAUCCUGGCAUAUAUUAUAAUCCAAAUACAAAAAGUUGCAAUUGUGAUUCAACCUGUAAAACUUGUGAUGGUCCUAGCUCUAACAAUUGCUUAUCCUGUUAUCCUGGCAUAUAUUAUAAUCCACAGGCAAAAAGUUGCACUUGUGAUUCAACCUGUAAAACUUGUGAUGGUCCUAGCUCUAACAAUUGCUUAUCCUGUAAUCCUGGUAUAUAUUAUAAUCCACAGGCAAAAAGUUGCAAAUGUGAUUCAACCUGUAAAACUUGUGAUGGUCCUAGCUCUAACAAUUGCCUAUCCUGUAAUCCUGGCAUAUAUUAUAGUCCACAGACAAAAAGUUGCUCUUGUGAUUCAACCUGUAAAACUUGUGAUGGUCUUAGCUCUAACAAUUGCUUAUCCUGUAAUCCUGGCAUAUAUUAUAAUCCACUGACAAAAAGUUGCUCUUGUGAUUCAACCUGUAAAACUUGUGAUGGUCCUAGCUCUAACAAUUGCUUAUCCUGUAAUCCUGGCAUAUAUUAUAAUCCACAGACAAAAAGUUGCUCUUGUGAUUCAACCUGUAAAACUUGUGAUGGUCCUAGCUCUAACAAUUGCUUAUCCUGUAAUUCUGGCUUAUAUAUUGAUACAAUCUAAAAAAUUUGCACUUGCCAUUCAACCUGUAAAACUUGUGACGGUCUUAGCUCUAAUAAUUGCUUAUCCUGUAAUCCUGGCUUAUAUUAUUAGUAAGCUACAAAGCAGUGUGUACAAUCAUGUAAUCAAAACCAAUAUCCUAAUUAAAUCUCAUAGUUGUGUUAGUCAUGUGAUAUUAGUUGUGCAAGCUGUGAUGGAAAGGAUUCAAACAAUUGUUUGAGUUGCUACCCUAAUAGCUUUCUCUACAACAAAAGUUGUGUUAGUCUUUGCCCAAAUGGGUUUUAAAGUAAUAAUAUUUAGCUCACAUGCGAUUCAUGCUAAAAUUAUUUGAGCCUAUAAUGCAAUGCCUGCUACCCCACCUGUUAACUAUGUGAUUAAUCAUCGAUUUUAAAUUAAUAAUGUAAGACUUGCUAUAAUGAAACAAGAUAAUUAGAUGUUUUAAGUAAUACAUGUGUUUGCAAAAACUAAAAUGAUAAAAGGAAUAUAUUUUAUUAAUGCAGUUAUCAAAAUAUUGCUGUCCUUGAUGCAAAAUUAAGUGCCACAUCUCCAUAGCUCUCAAUUGAUUUUGGAUCUCCAUUGAUUAAUAUCAUAUCAAAUACACCUUAGUCUUUGUGCUCACAGAUAUUUGAUUAAGCAACUUUAGCCACGAUUGGGUUAGAUUCUUAAUGCUAAAUCAGUGGGAAUCAAAUUUUGGUUAAUUUAAGUGACUCAUCAACAAUAAUGGAAAAUAAUUAGAUAACUCUUUUGCCAAAUAAAUUACAGUUUGUAGAUUAUAGUGGAUACUUUAUUAACACUUUCUAUAGAAAUAUAAUUUUCUAAGAGCCUCCUGGAAUUCCUUAACUUCAAUUUAGUUAUAAUCACAUAGAAAACAGCUGCAACCCUAUAAAUAUAACUCUUUAUGGUCUUUAGAAUGACGCAGGAAGAAAAUUUAUGAGUUUUAAUUGGACUUUAAAUCAAAUAGUAGGCUCCAUAAGCAAUGACCAGUAAGAAAAUAUAAAGUAGAUUUUAUUAGAAGCAAGCUAAAACAAAAACACUAGUUUAAUUAUAGAUCCUAAAUUCAUACCUCCAAAUAUUAAUAUUGCUAUAUCUCUUAACUAUUUACUUAAGGUUAACUAAGCUGGUACUUAAACCUUCACCAUAGCUUAUCAAAAAUAAAAAUUUAUAAGAAUCACUUAUUAGCAAUCUGUAUAUCCACCAAUUUAUAGAUAUAUGAGCUUGAGUUUCUACUUUUAGUUCUACAUUUAGAUCUGUGAGCUUGGUUAAAUGACUUAUAUUAAUAAUGAGCCUAUUGAUUUACAACUAGUUUCUAACCAGCUAUAAAAGCAAAACUUAAAUCAAUAUAAUUAAAUGAGCUUUCAAUAUGAUAUUCUCCCAUACACCUUAGCAUCUAACUAAAAAUUUGAUAUGAGUCUGAUUUUAAAUUUGAGUUCAGAUAGUAAUGUUGUUGCCAUCCAAAAGAUAUCUGUUAAUAUUUAAAUCACAGAUUUGUAUUUAUAAAUUAUUGGAGGAUCAAGUCUUGUUUAAGGCUAUACUAAUAAAAUGGUCUUAAAUACAGAUUCGAGGGAUUAUGAGUUGCAAGAUCCAAAUUCUCCCUCAAAUAUCAACUUGAGUUGGUAAUGUUAUAGUCUUUCGUCUUAAGACCAUAUUUGCUAUGAUUAAUAAAAUAAUUAGAUUUAAUUGUAACAAGGAGCUAGCAGUAUUACAUUUCCUGCUAAAACGUUUUAACCAUACACUGCAGUUUAGUUUACUGUUGUUGGAUAAAAAGAUUCUAGACAAAAAAAAUACACAACUACUUGUAUUUUCACAGAAUUAGACGUACCUCCUCUAAAUAUUUUAUCUGCAGCAUCGCACAUUAAUCAAAAAAUUAAUUUGAAUGAUGACCUUAAUUUCUAAAUACUUUAUGGUGAGAAUGUUUCAUCAGAUUACUUGUCUUAUGCAGGAGCUAUACUAUACAAUAGUGAUCCAGUUGCAGCUAUUAAAUUUGAUUAUUUCUAAAUUAGAUUCAGAAUUUGGGACUAUUUUUAAAAUAUAAAUCCCUCAAAUCCAACACUUUAAAUAAGAUUUUCUGUGUACAAUCCUCUAUUUGUUAUGCCAAGCUUGUCUACAAUUAGCAUUUAAAUAAACAUUCCUCCUCAGAAUUGUGUUUUAAAUGUAAGUCCCUCAUAAGGCAUAGCCCUUGAGACUAUCUUCUAAAUUUAAUUCUUGAAUUGUAAAGAUGAAGAUCUUCCUCUGACUUAUCAAUUCUUCUAUUAUAAUAGUGCAGAUGAUGCCAAUCAAGAAUUGGUUUCUCCUUGGAAUAUUUUAAGAAGAUAAAUAUAAGAUUAGACUAUAAACAACUCAAUUCAAACAGUAUUGCCUAGGGGAAAUCUAGUUGUUAUGGCAUAGGCUAUGGAUUCUUACCUAGGAGUUUAUAAUACAUCUUCUAUAAUAAUGGUUUAAGCAUAGAAAAAAACAGCUGACGAAUAUUAUUAACUGGUCAAUCAACUCACUUCAUAAGCUCUAUAAAGCUCAAAUAAUUAAGUCAAUAACUAACUAGUGACUUUAAGCAUCAUAGCAGAAGACAUCAGUAAAAGCAAUUAGCUUUCAUAAUAAUUGAAUGAUUUCGCAAGUAUAAUGAUUUAAAAUAUAUAGCAAUUAUCUCUCUAAAUACCUAAAUUCUCCCUUUUGUCGACAUUUGCGAACAAAGUAACUGCUUAGUUAUCAUAUUUAAUCUUUAGCUCAUCAUAAUAAAACAAUUUUGCCAAAUAGAAAAAUAAUAUAUUUGGUUAAGUGUAAACAAUACUUCAAAAUACUAAUUCAAGCAUACAAAGUAGUAAUCUUAGUCAUUUACAACAAAACAACGAUAUUCAUAUUUAAAAUAUCGUAGAUUCUUUUAAAAUUUUAAACUCAAGCGUUACUUUGUCUAGUAUGAAUUCAUAGGAAGAUUUUUAAUCCUACGAUAAAAUAUCAAGUUAAAUUGGAAACUUGCUUAGUAAUAUUAGCUUACCAAACUAAGGACAAAUUAUUCUAAAUGGCGACUUGUCCAAUCUUUUAUCAGAUAAAAUAACAUAGAAAAACCUAUAUAAAUACGCUCUAA
Messenger RNA from Tetrahymena thermophila SB210, 4591 nucleotides. RefSeq names its product REJ domain protein. The record is from RefSeq and is a predicted model, not a curated record. NCBI's taxonomy places the organism in Eukaryota, Ciliophora, Oligohymenophorea, Hymenostomatida, Tetrahymenidae. The annotation marks the transcript as partial. The transcript has 8 exons.